Lolium perenne is the source of this 1236-nucleotide messenger RNA. RefSeq names its product protein NODULATION SIGNALING PATHWAY 2-like. The record is from RefSeq and is a predicted model, not a curated record. Lineage: Eukaryota; Viridiplantae; Streptophyta; Magnoliopsida; Poales; Poaceae.
AUGGAAGUCGUCCAAGAUGCCGAUGUUUUGCUUCAAGAUGAUUUCUCGGGUGCAAAAAUCAUGGAGGACGGCAACCGGGUUGUGGAAGCUCAGGAGGAGCCCCUGGUCAUGGAGGAGAGCAGCUUAGGCGAUCUCCUCCUGGCCGGCGCCUCGGCAGUUGAAGCCAGGGACUUGAUCCGCGCCUCGGCGAUGAUGGCGAAGGUCGAUGGCAUCCUCCAUGAAAGGAGUUCCUUCGAUCGUCUGUCCUGUUACUUCGCCAGCGGCCUGCGGUCCAGGAUGGCCGGAGCGUGCACCACCGAAUGCCAUCGGGCGGCACCAGCCAACCGAUUGGCAGCGUACCAGAUGGUGCAAGAAGUGUCGCCGUUCGUCAAGUUCGCACACUUCACCGCAAACCAGGCCAUCCUGGAGGCCACCGUGGACGACCCGGACGUCCACGUGGUCGACUUCAACGUCGGUGACGGCGUCCAGUGGUCGUCGCUCAUGUCGGACCUCGCCCGCGAAGGAGGCAAGACGUUCAGCCUCACGGCACUCACCACCGCCGGCACGCUUCAUGCCGCUACACCUGCGCGGUGGCUAUCGGAGUUCGCCGAGUCCCUGGGGCUUCCAUUCCGGUACGACGAUGAGGCGGACCUCCACGAGCUAUGCACCAAGAUCAACCGCUCACGACGUCGCCGCGGCUCGUCGUCGUCGUCAUCGGUGAUCGUCUCGUGCGACGUGACAACCAUGUCCCGCACGUCCACGGACGCGUCGCGGAUGCUCCGGCUCCUCCUCGGCACCGUCGAACUCCUGCAGCCCAAACUGGUGAUCCUAACCGAGGACGAGCUGUUCCGCGUCGGCAGGGAGCCAAGCCGCCACGUCGGCGCCAUCUUCGGCGAGGCCCUGCAGCACUUCGCCGCGGUGCAUGAGUCCCUGGCGAGCUGCUUCCGCGGUGGCGGCUACGAGGCCGGCAUGAGGCUGGUGGAGCAGGAGAUACUGGGCCCGAGGAUCGAGGGCGCCGUGGCCGCAGGCCUGCCGAAUGGGUCCAUGGCAGGUGGGGCCGAUGGCGACGACGUGGCAUUCGCGUUUUCGGGUUUGGGUUUAAGGGCUCGUAGGGUGAGCGGGUUUAACGUUGCCCAGGCUAAGAUGUUAGCUGGGCUUUUCAGAAGAGGAUUUGGGGUUGUGCAUGACAAGAGCAGGCUUGCUUUGUGUUGGAACGACAGGCCUUUAACCUCGGUGUCUCUUUGGAGUGCUGCGUGA